AUGCGCGACACCGCGGCCGUCUCCAGCUCCAACACUGGCGCAGCCUUCUGCCUUCCAGUGCUCCCCGCGAUGUCGUUCCCGCAGGACAUCCCCAACGCCUCGUCCUCGCCGCGCUCCCUGAUCGCAGAUCGCGACGGCUCGCCCACGCGCUGCCGCAACGCCUCCGUCGACGGCGACCGCGCCUCCCACGUCCGCUACUCCCCGACCCUCACCCGCGGCUACAACCCCCUCGACCCCGACGUCCGCGAGCGCCAGCGCACACUUGACGUUGACAUGGCUCUCUACCUCUCCCUCGCCCGCCGUGAGUCCAUCUCCGCCUCCCCCGUUGCCACGGCCCUCUCCCCCCGCGACCGCGGCCACGACGAGCCCCGCCCCCAAGCCCCCGACACAUCCGCCGUCUUCCCCGGCCUCUCCCUCCACGAGGAGCCGGGAAAGGGCAGGUGA
Messenger RNA from Heterobasidion irregulare TC 32-1, 444 nucleotides. RefSeq lists its product as uncharacterized. The record is from RefSeq and is a predicted model, not a curated record. Lineage: Eukaryota; Fungi; Basidiomycota; Agaricomycetes; Russulales; Bondarzewiaceae. The transcript has a single exon. Bases 1 to 444 code for a protein of 147 amino acids.